Molecule: messenger RNA, 773 nt
Organism: Darwinula stevensoni
Lineage: Eukaryota; Metazoa; Arthropoda; Ostracoda; Podocopida; Darwinulidae
Source: the annotation of a GenBank genome assembly
CACGUUUACCUAGUGGAAGCGGUUGUCAUGGAAACCGGUUUAUGAAGAUGGCGGCGGAGAUUCAACCCAUUCCGGGUGCUCUGCCAGAGACGGUUCCGCGGCAGAGCAACCGGAAAGCCGUUCUUUUGGCGAAGAUCGAGGUGUCUUUGUCUCCCAUCAACGACGCCGUCUUCCUGCCGGAUGGCAACAGGAUCAUCACCGCCUCCGACGACAAACUGGUUAGGAUAUGGCAGAAGAAGGAUUCCGGCGGGUAUUGGCCCUGUCUAUCGCAUUCCAUGCCUUCCCCGCCCACCUCGGUGCACUUCGACGCUGCGAUGGAGCUGCUUUUUGUCGGGCUCGACAACGGAACCGUCUCGGAACUCCAACUGGGUGACGACACAAAGCAGGUGAUGCUGAGACGAACCUACCUGGCACAUCAGCUGAGGGUCACAGCUGUCUGCUUCACUGCCUCCAACGAAUGGCUCCUCUCCAUCUCCAGGGACAAAUACUUUCAGUUCCUUGACGAGCAUCACCUUAGGUAUGAUGAGGCGUCGAACCAUGCCUUUGUUGGAGAUUAUUCUGGUGAGGUUCAUAUGCUGAGGCUGGAGAAGGGGGAAGGUGGAGCAGAGGUAACAUUUGUGACAUCCUUCAAGGGUCAUGAUGGGAGCAUCCAAAGCCUUGCUUGGGACCCAGUCCAGAAGCUCCUCUUCUCUGGUUCUGCUGAUCACAGCAUUAUUGUUUGGGACAUUGGGUCACAGAAGGGCACUGCCUAUGAGCUCCAGGGUCACCAGUGA